This is a messenger RNA of Osmia bicornis bicornis, 2483 nucleotides long. It is a transcript of the gene l(2)34Fd, whose product is annotated as nucleolar protein 10. Gene Ontology annotation, cellular component: small-subunit processome; 90S preribosome; nucleolus. Bases 402 to 2462 code for a protein of 686 amino acids. Gene Ontology annotation, biological process: maturation of SSU-rRNA from tricistronic rRNA transcript (SSU-rRNA, 5.8S rRNA, LSU-rRNA). The record is from RefSeq and is a predicted model, not a curated record. Gene Ontology annotation, molecular function: protein binding. NCBI's taxonomy places the organism in Eukaryota, Metazoa, Arthropoda, Insecta, Hymenoptera, Megachilidae. The transcript is spliced from 10 exons.
CCUUCCUUCUAUAAACAGAAUCCUUCCUACCCAGUAACAAGUCAACGACAUAAUGUUCGGUUGAGAAAUCUAAGAAAUUACACUCUUUUCUUUCAAAUUAUUACAUAUUUUCCAAACAAUCUACCAAAUCAUCUCAAUUUAAUUGUUUUAUUCAAAACACUCAAACUCCCAGCAACGUUUAGAUACUCUCUAGUAAUUUCUUUAAAAAUUUUGCCCAUCCUGUUUAUCGAACAAUGUUUGUGCAUUCAUCAAUCUUCACUGUAAUCUGAUCAAUGUUUCGCACGUGUUUAAUGUUGAAUCCUUUGUUCCUUGAUUCUUACAACCACAAAUGUCUAGAAACAAUAUGAUUAUUGUAUUCGACAGAUUUUAACAUCCCUCUUUUUUUAUUCUUUCAUUUCACGAUGCAGGUCUCUUGUCCAAACAAUGUGAAAAUUUAUAAUUUGAGCGCUGGAAAGUCCCUCCCAGAGUGGUUAUCUGAACGUAAAAGACGAAACUUGUUAAAAAAAAAUGUCGAUAUACGACGUCGAAUCGAACUUAUCCAGGACUUUGAUAUGCCUGGAGUUAGUACUUCUAUUAAAGUUACAAAAGAUGAAAAGUAUAUUUUGGCAACUGGAAUAUACAAGCCACGCGUAAAGUGUUACGACGUAAAUAAUUUAUCUUUAAAGUUCGAACGCUGUUUCGAUUCCGAAGUUGUUACUUUUGAUGUAUUAUCGGAUGAUUGCAGUAAAUUGGUUUUCUUACACUGCGAUAGAAAUAUCGAGUUCCAUGUUGCUCAUGGAAGAUAUUAUAGACUCAGGAUACCACGUUUUGGAAGAGACAUCAAGUAUCAUUAUCCGUCUUGUGACUUAUUCGUCGUAGGAGACAGUAACGAGAUUUACAGAAUAAAUCUUGAAAGAGGACAAUUUUUGCAGUCUUUCUCGACAGAAGCGUCCUCGUUAAAUAAGUGCGAAAUAAAUUCAGUACAUCAUCUGCUUGCUGUGGGAACAGAGGAGGGAAAAAUUGAAGCAUGGGAUCCUAGAAGUAGAAGUAAAGCGGCUACUUUGGACUGUGCUUUGCACUGUGUCGGACAAAGCGAUAAGUUACAAGUUAUCCCUGCAGUUACUAGUUUAAAGUUUCAAGGAGGCUUGACGUGCGGAGUGGGCAUGUCAAAUGGACAGAUAUUGUUGUACGAUAUUCGUUCGAAUAAACCGUUUUUGAUCAAGGAUCACAUGUAUGGAUUACCCAUCAAGAGUAUCGAAUUUCAUCAGAAAAUGGACAUGGUUUAUUCUAUGGACAGUUCUAUUGUCAAGAUAUGGGACAAAAACAAUGGAAAAUUGUACACCUCGAUCGAAGCCGAAAACGAUUUUAACGACAUGUGCGUUAUACCAAACACCGGAAUGCUUUUAAUUGCUAAUGAAAAUACGAAAAUGCAAACGUAUUAUGUUCCUUCUCUUGGUCCAGCUCCUUAUUGGUGUAGCUUCUUGGACAAUUUAACGGAGGAAUUGGAGGAAUUAAAUUAUGAAAUUAUUUAUGACGAUUAUAAAUUUCUUACGGAGAAAGAGUUGGAUGAAUUAGGUCUUUUGCAUUUAAAAGGCACUAAUCUUCUUCGUGCUUAUAUGCACGGAUACUUUAUGGAUAUUCGAUUGUACCGAAAAGCGAGAGAUGCGAUGAAACCGUUUGAAUUCCAAGAGUACAAGAAAAAGAGAAUUCAGGAAAAAAUGCAAGAAACUUGCGCUAGUCGGUUACAGAUUGAAAAAAUAGCAACCGUUAAUAAAGAGCUUGCGUUGAAACUGAUGGACGAGACAAAUACGAAAAAGAAGAAGAAAACUUCUUCUUCCGCCCUUCUAAAAGAUGAACGUUUCAAAGCACUUUUUACUAAUCCCGAUUUUCAAGUGGACACAACCUCGGAAGAGUAUUCGUUGUUGAAUCCCGUUGUCUCUCAGUUGAAUAAAAGUCAGGCAAAGAGGUUGUUGAAAGCCAAAGCAAUGGAAGAAGAGAUGAAACUCGAUCCUACAAACGAUGAAACGCAAGAUAAUAAUAGUUCCGAUGAAAGUUUCAUUCAUGAUGAUAGUAGUUCGGAGGAUGAAAAAGUAUGGGUUAAAGAAGUGAAGAAACAAUAUCGGUUAAUGAAGAAAAACGAACAACAACAACAACGGGAGAUACAAGAGGAGGAUGAAAGUGUCAAAAACACCGAUGAACAUAGAGAAAACGAACCCAAGUUUUAUGAAAUCAAAGAGAACGUAGAAUUCAAAGAUGCAAAACCGGUAGCAAAGAGACUAAACAAGGCUAGUUUAGGAGAAAGACUAAGAGACCAAGAAGCUAAUAAUAUUCAAGUUUCUGGUUCUCGUGGUAAUAGAGAAAUGACUUUUGUCGUUGAAAAGAAGAAAGAAACAAAACGUGCAAAAGGUCAAGUGAAAAGACACGAAAAAGGAUAUAAACAUUUGUUGAGACCAGCAGGAAAUUUGUUUAAAAAGAGACGUUAAUAUAAUUUAUUGUUGUACCUA